AUGGCGACGAAACCGCCACUCAUUCAGGUCCUCCCUCCCCUCAUUCUCGGUGGUGCCGGAUUCAGCCACCAGCUCACGUCGAACCCGAACCCACUACGGACGCGAGAGGUGCUGAAGCGGGCCUUUGAACUCGGACUCCGAGCGAUCGAUACCUCGGCAUAUUAUGAGCCAUCGGAAGAACUCAUCGGUGCAGCGCUGGCACAUCGCGAGAUGGCCACCUACAAGCGGCACGAAUAUUUUCUCAUGACCAAGGUUGGCCGCAUCAGUGCUACAAAGUCGGACUAUUCGCCAGCCUGGAUCCGGCACUCGGUCCAUCGAUCCCUUCAGCGGCUAAGAACGACCUACCUGGAUGUGGUAUUCUGCCACGAUAUCGAGUUUGUAUCAGAGGAAAAUGUCUUGGAAGCCAUUGGGGUUCUCUUGGAGAUGGUUGCGGUGGGGAAGAUACGAUAUGUGGGAAUAUCAGGUUAUCCGAUCGGUCUAUUGGCGAGAGUCGCCCGUCGAGCACGACAGCUGUACGGUCGACCCAUCGAUGUGAUACAGACCUGGGCGCAGUUGACACUGCAGAAUAACCGGCUUGAGCGAGAAGGAUUGCAACUAUUCAAAGACGCGGGCGUACAAUGCGUUUGCAGCUCCAGCCCACUUGCUAGUGGUCUUUUGCGCGACGAAGGCGUUCCAGUGGGUACUUUAGGGGACUGGCAUCCGGCACCAGAAGGGCUCCGACAGGCUGCACGCCAGGCGUCUCAAUACGUGAAGUCUCUGGGAGAGUCGUUGGCCAGAUUGUCCUUGCGAUAUGCUAUUAGACGUGCACAGUAUUCGUCAACGACGGAGUUCUCUGUCGCAACAAUUAUCGGUGGCACAUCCCUUACUGAAGUAGACGAAAAUAUCGCAACAGCGCUGCAGGUAUUACGCCGCGAGGAAGGUAUAUGGCAAUGGAAUUCAAAGGGUGACUCGGAGCUCGGGGAGACGGGGAGCAACGAGCAAUUGGAAGAAGAUGCGCUGAUAUCCAACGGAGUCAAGCUGAUCAUGGGUGAAUGGAGGAAUUACAGUUUCGUACAAGAACCGGAACCACAGACGGGAGGACUUUUCGUUCCCACGAAGCUGUAA
Molecule: messenger RNA, 1104 nt
Organism: Aspergillus calidoustus
Lineage: Eukaryota; Fungi; Ascomycota; Eurotiomycetes; Eurotiales; Aspergillaceae
Source: the annotation of a GenBank genome assembly